Messenger RNA from Belonocnema kinseyi, 8967 nucleotides. RefSeq lists its product as uncharacterized. The transcript has 20 exons. NCBI's taxonomy places the organism in Eukaryota, Metazoa, Arthropoda, Insecta, Hymenoptera, Cynipidae. Gene Ontology annotation, cellular component: ER to Golgi transport vesicle membrane; endoplasmic reticulum exit site. Gene Ontology annotation, biological process: autophagy; Golgi organization; COPII vesicle coat assembly. The record is from RefSeq and is a predicted model, not a curated record. Bases 286 to 6918 code for a protein of 2210 amino acids.
CCGACAGGAGAUCGAGAGAAAUUCGUGACGUUCGUGCUGCUGUGGCUGAACCGCAGUUCCCUUUCCCUGUAGAAUGUUCGCGUUCCAGUGAUUUUUUACAGCCGCAGUGUCCAUUUCGGCAAAAUUUCGGGCUAUCUGUUUACAGGAGACGAGUGCCUUGUUUAGUGAAAGGAAACUGGUGCUGGAAAAAUAAUGCUUUUACGAGCGCAUGGAUUUGAAUACAAGACUCGAUAGCUGGUUUCUGUAUAAACAAUAUAAAUCGAAAGGUACUAGAUCAACAUUAGCAUGAGUAAUCCGUAUCGCGGACGGCCAAUGAGAGCAAGAGUAGAUGCAGCGGCAGCAGGCUAUGGACUACAAAAUCAAAAUUCAUGGAACGCAGUGGCAUCCCAAGUGCCAUCGAAUGUUCCCCCAAAUAAUGUCUUCCAACCUCCAACUCCCGUCAUGAAUCAGCCAAAACAAAUUGGAGAUCCUUGGGACUGGGGAUCAGAAAAUGCAAACAACGGAAAUGAUUCCUGGAACUGGAGCGUCGAUCAGCAACCCGAAGCUCAGCGUCUUCACCCACAACUUCAGCAACACCAGCCACAUCAACAGCAUCCUCAACAACCACAGACUCUUCAUCAACCACCGCAUCCUCAUCAACCACAGAAUCCUCAUCAACCACAGCAUCCUCAACAACCACAGCACCCUCCACAACCGCAGCAUCCACAAAAUCAAUUUAUUCCUACUUAUCCACCUCAAAAACAAACUCCUCCUGCUCAAGACUACUACAAAAAUCUAAAUGGAAACAACCGACCCCCAUUAAACAACCCACAUUCCACUUCAGGAGCAACGACUCCGAGGACAAUUAGUAGAGAAUCGACCCCGAAUCAUCCUGAUUCAUACCCUCCGUAUCAGAAUUACACCUUCAAUCAACAACUGCCUCCGUCUCAAAGACCGAGUUCUACAAAGUCGAGUUCUUCAAUCUCUGAUCAUGCACCAUGGUUAAACGAUCAACCUCACAACGCAUCUUUUAUCCAACAAAGUGUUCCUCCUAAUCAAGCGCACCAAACUCCACCUCCUGUUAAUAAUUUUAAUUGGAAUGAGCAGCAAGCUCUUCCGGCACAAAAUUGGCAAAACCAAUCCAAGGUUUCACCUUAUUGGCAACAACCGAGUAUUGAAAAGCAGAAUCAGUAUGAUAGUGUUGGGAAUCAGUGGGGCCAGCAAUCUCAACCACCUCUUCAGCAGUCUCUUCAACCUCCAAUCCAGCCACCUCCGAUUCAACAACCUCCACUUCAACAGCCUCCAAUUCAACAAUCUCCACUUCAGCAGCCUCCAAUUGAACCGCCCCGUCAACCACACCCAAUAGCUCAGGCAUAUUCUGGCUCUGAUUCUGCCAAUGAUUCCCUGACCUGGCCGAUGGAACAGCAAGAUCAACGAGGACAGAGAAACUGGCCCUCAGUGCAAAGCAACCCAGCUUUGAAUCAGUGGCAGAAUCAAAAUUCCGAGACGGUUCUUUCGCAGCCACAGAAUUAUUCAUCCGCGGCGAACUUGUUGAGCUGGCACCGAGCAGAGAACCCUGAUUCUCAACAGUGGCCGGAAAACUCGGUACAAAAUGAGCAACCGAGUCAGUGGAGUCAGCAAGAAAAUAACCUGAAAGAAACUACUUUAGAUACUGAAUUAAAUAGAGUUUCGGCGACAGAGUGGCAGCAAAUUCGACCUCCAGCUCAUUUCGCUUCAUCCAAUGCCUCCACGACAUCUGGAUCCACGGCGAAUAUAUCAAAUAUUACUGAGCAGACGGAGGAGAGGAAGAAGUCUCCUAUGACCCCAGCUACUAGUUCAAAUUCUUUGAAUGAUUCCGCAGGAUUGUCAUCGGGAUUGAGCAAAGCGAAGGCUUCUUUCAGCGCUCAAGAUAGUCUCCAGGAUCAGGAGAAUAUUGAACUAGAUUGGAAUGCUGAUGGGGAAUGGACUUCCGAAUUAUCGAGUGGAAUUAGCCAGAUGAAUAUCAAUGCUAAUACUAGUAAGAAUUCCGAAAAGUCUCAAAUUGAGAAUUACUCGAUCCAGUCGAGUAAAGUUAUUGAAGAAGCUGUUCCUGAUAAUGUACCGGUUUUACCAGAAGUUGAAGAAGAAAACGCCCGAGCGUUGGAGACUCAGUUGAAUCCUCAUGAUGUUGCGAAUGUUCAAGGAGUUCCUGGGAGUUCAGAGAAUGCUUCACAGGCUGGUUAUGAUCAGUGGUAUAAUCAAAAUACUGCGGUGGCGCAGGAUAAUAAUUGGUAUGGAAAUGAUCGCGUUAUGAACGUUCGAGCCCAGAAGUGGACACCGGAACCGAACGUGGAGAAUUAUGAGAAUAUUCAGCAGCCUUCGGAGUUUGUUAAUUUGGAGGUUGUGGCUCCUGAAUUGCAAGCAAGGGAUAUUUAUGGUUCAAGAGAUUCUAUUAAUAAGGAGACAUUGGACAAUGAUCCGAAAUUUUCGGCGAAUUCUUCGAAAGACUCUAGCAACUCGAGGGACUUCAAACAGGAAGUCAGUAAUCUGGAAGUUCCUACGCAGCCUUUCCAUGUGGAACAGACGCCAGACAACUACGAAUUUGCAUCAAAUGAUCGUAACACAUUCCUAGAAACUGGAGAACUGACAGAUUCACAUGAGGAGCACGAAGCGACUCCACCGAGUCAGGAUGAUGAAAACGACGAGGUACCGAACGAUAUUCCCUUCGUCCGUGAAGUGCCAGGUCAAAGUUCAGUAGAUCCUCGUAGAAAUGAUCCAACUGGUCAGGAACAAUACGGACAAGUUGCUCGCAUUUCGGACCCCAGGAGAAAUGACCCUUCAGGUCAGGAAAACACCCAAAGCAGAAGUGUUCCCGAUAGAGGAGAACGACGCGAUGUCCCACCCGGACAAGAGAGAAUUCCUUUAUUGCAGAGAGUAGAUUCGGAUAUCAUGGAGAGAAGGAAUGAUCCGUCUGGUAGGGAAAGGUCCGUCCCGCCACAGCAAUCUCGUAAUGAUCCUUCUGGGGAAGAAAGAUCGCUGCCUCAGAUUCAAGCCCCUCUUGAAUUGAGCGAAACGCGAGAGAUUCCUGGACGUGGAAAUGAAGCCGAGGAGCCUAUUCAGCAGGGAGAUAGUGAUCUUAGGCAAAUUUUGGGAGGUGCUUCUCCUAAUGAGUCUGUUCAGCCGAUCGAUGAUAGAUCCAGUUCGAGGGUUGUGACGGGAUCUCAGGAAGUUAUGAGUACUGCCCCUUCGGCUGCUAUGCAUGAAUCGAUUAAUGAAAGUAGAAGCAAGAGAGAAGAGGCAGUUGGUGCCUCAAUGGGAGAAGGUAAACCCGUCGGGUCACAAAAUCGAAGAGAGUCUAUUGAGGAUGGCGACGACGAAGAUGUAAAUAGAGAAGAAAGCAGAGAAAGACACAGGGAAGGAAGCGUUGAGCGCAAGAGAUUUGAGUAUGAAAGGAAAGGCCCAUAUUACGAUCGAGAGCGGGAAUACGACGACGAUUACUAUUACGAACGUCGACGUGGAGCUGAUUAUGAUCGUGCUUAUAAUUCUCGAGAAGAUCUGGAUCGUCGAGAAGUUUCUUACCGAGAGGAAGAUCGUAGACAUGCCAGUCGCGAUGAUUUGGACAGACACGGGAGGGAGGAAAUCGACAGAAGAGCGAGAGCAAAAGGUGAGGUUGACGAGAGAGAAGUCGGGAGAAGAAGAGCGGAUGAUCUCAGACGAGAAAGGGAAGAUCCUAGACGCAGAGAUAGAGAAGGAAGAGAAUAUGAUCCUCGGUAUCCUAGAGAUCGGGAUUAUCCUGACCGAGACAGAAGACGAGACGAUAGAAGACCCCGAAGAUAUGAUGAUUAUGAUUCCAGGGAUGCUUACAGAAGAGAUUAUUACGAUGAUCCCUACAAUAGAACUUCACGACCUUCGAGUAGAUCUUCUUACAACGACAGGGACAGGGACAGGGAUUACUACAUGCGAUCAAGGGAUCCUUAUUACGCUUACAAUGCGACAGUCAAAGGCGAUGUUUCAGGUUACGGUGGUUAUGAUUAUGGUGCAAACUACAGUAGUAAUUACUAUGCCUACCUGGAAAAUUUGCGACGAACGAAUCCUGCUGCUUAUAGUGAAUGGUAUCACAAAUAUUACGCGAAUCAACACCAACAGCAACAUUCAGCAAGAACUAGUGCCAAUUAUCCCGAAGACAGAGCCAGCGUUCAUUCGGGACGCAGCUCAUGCGAUGAUAGGACUACAAGUGAAAAACGCAAUUUGAAUGAAAGCUCUGUUUUGGAAGAUCAGACCAUCGCUUCAUCUAGAUUAACGCCUAGUAAAUUUUCUACAGCCCACGUAAAAGGAUCAUUCUCUAUUGGAUCUUUACUGCAUAUUCUCCCAGCGUAUCCAGCUGAUGGUGAAAGAGCAAAAGUUGACAUUUUUCGAGUAGAUAAUCUCUUACAAAACGAUCCAAUCGCCCGUGAACUGCGAACUUAUCCAGGGCCUUUGAUUAAGCAAGUAGGCGUAACUCAUAAGAAGACCAUAAUAGAAUAUUGUGAAUCGAAAAUAAAGGCUGCGAGUAAUAAUGACAUGGUGGAUCGAGCUUCCUAUAUUCUUUUAUACGAACUCAUGAUCAUGUUAAUUCAACAAAAUGGGAAUGUAGUUGGAGUGGAUAUAGCAACCCUAUUGUUGCGGAAUAAAGAUGCAUAUCCUUACAAUAAAAAUCAGCGGGAAUCAGUGAGGCGUGAAUCAACUAUAUCACAAAGAUCGGCAGGUUCUGGUGAAGAUGGAAACGUGCUAAAUACAGUUACUCCUCUUGAAAAACAAGAUACUUCGAAACAAGGAAAAACGUUCAAUCAAAUGACUGACGAAUUCCGAAAUACUUUGUUGUACGGUCUUGUUCAAGAUUCGUUAGAAUAUGCAAUGGAUGAGGGGCUUUGGGGACAUGCUCUCUUUCUCGCAAGCAAAUUGGACAAACGAACUCAUGCUUCUGUCAUGACUCGUUUCGCAAACAGUUUGCCUGCUAACGACCCUCUACAAACUUUGUACCAACUUCACUCUGGCCGAGUACCAGCUAGCGUAACUUGUGUAGCAGAUCCAAACUGGGAUGAUUGGAGACCUCACUUGGCAAUGAUAAUUUCAAACACCUCAGCGAAUCCAGAAAUUAAUCACAGAUCGAUCACAAUUAUGGGUGACACACUCGCAGCCAGAGGAGAUAUUUCAGCUGCACACUUCUGUUACAUCCUAGCUCAAAGCGAAUUCGGACCUUAUGGUGCUAACGGAGUGAAACUCGUUCUCAUAGGUUCCAACCACCACAAGCCUUACCCCGAAUUCGUCAAUAACGACGCUAUAAUGCUCACUGAAAUUUAUGAAUACGCUCGUAAUUUGAGUGAACCUGGUUUCACUCUUGUGGAUUUACAGAACUUCAAGUUCAACUUGGCUGUGAAAAUGGUGGAUUAUGGUCUUAUUGAAAAGGCCUUGCUCUACAUUGAACAAGUAGCUGUGAAUAUCGUCAACGAACCUUCCAAGUAUAAUGGAUCUUUCAUCAAUCAAGUGUAUACCCUCGGCAACAGGAUCAAGUUCCAUGAUCCGGUUUGUAAAGACUCGGUUGAAGACGUCGCGAAUCUUACGUGGCUUUAUAAGCUUGAAGAAAUCGUUAGCCGAUACCAGAGUGGAGAGAUUGUUCAGGAUGCUGGCUACGCUUCCCAAACAACUCCAGACUUGCAUGCCACGAAUCAGGAUCAGUACGACGUUCAACAGCAACACUGGAACCAACAACAAACUCAAGCAGAAUACAGUGAGCAGCCAAUCUCGUUAAUGGAGGUGCCUGCAGUGGAAUCACACACGGAAUGGCAGCCUUCGCUUGCCAAUGUCCAGGAACCUUACAACAUUGCAGAUCGUAGUGAUCAGCGUGCCGGAGCGAAUGUUGAUACCAGUCAAUAUCAGCCAGUGCAACAGCAGGAUUAUUGGAAUCAGCAGGCUUACAAUCAGCAAGAUUACCCGUCUCAGGAUUACAACAAUGCUGAGUGGCAGCAACAGCCUCCAUCUCAAUAUGCGACGGAUCAGCCUGAAAUGGAUAACAAUCAACAGCAGGGGAAAUGGGGUUAUGAGCCACAGCCAACGAUUUCCUUGGGCCCUUCAGCGACUAAGCAGUACGAUCCUUUGGAGGAAUUAGAUGCCCUGGACGCACCGAAACAGACGUCCAAGCCUGGAUCAGAUUCCAAGAGAACUUCUGAGAAGCAAGCAGAUAAGAAAAACUCGAGUGCUGGAGGUUCAUGGUUUGGAGGCCUGUUCAGUAAACUUGCUCUAAAGCCGAAAAAUCAAAUGAUUUUGCCUGAUGACAGUAAUCCAGCGAUUGUUUGGGAUCCAGUUGCUAAAAAAUGGAUGAAUAAAGAGGAGGAUAGCGAUGUCCCUGGAGGAGCCGUGGCACCUCCUCCAAAAGCAAGUGACCUGGGAUUCAAGCAUUUACCCCCGGAACCAAAUAUUCCACCCCAGCAAAUCGUACAGUCCAGCGUUCAGUCCGACGAAUCAAUGGCUGUGAAUAGUUCAAAAUUGAUCGCUGGUAGCAGCAACGUCUACAAAUUGCAGAAGGGUCGGGGUAUGCGAGCUAAUUACAUAGAUGUCAUGAAUCCAAAUGGAGGAAAAAGCCUUGGAGUGCCCUCAAAUUUACCAACACCAGCUGGUUCUCCAAUAACACCCAUGGCUGCCUCAUCGCCUCAGUUGUUUAUCCCAGCUCCAAUUAACGAUCCUAACGCCCCUGUUGAUUUCUUAACCCCAACGCCAAAUCCGAUGCAGCAAACUGCCGAAAACCCUCCACAAGAGCUCUCUCGCUGGAGCUCAACCAGCUCAUUAUCACGAGAAGUGCAGAGCUACACAAUGAGAGAUCCGCGCCUCCUGCAACGGGACAAGGGACCAAUGAUGUUUAAUCCUAUGGAUUUGAAGGAUCGUUCUCAGAAGAAUACAACUCGGAGCCGAUAUCCUCCUCGGUAAAUUAAGUAUCCGUGAGAAUCGUUUAAUUGUUGGGAAAGUUUUUAAGCUAACAUCAGGAGCACCAUUGUGCAAGAGGAGUGAACAUUUUCUGAGCAGAUUUAUUUCUACUAACAUUAAAAGGCUCAUUGUAAAAAGUUAUAUUAUCCUCUGAGUCUAUUGUGCGAAUAUGCGAGUUAUAGGGAGUUCAUUAUUAGAAAAAAACUCAAUUACAACAAAGACUUUCGUAUCACAAUGUAGUGGUUGUAAAAUAUUUGGAAAUUGUAAACAUGAAUAUGGUUGAAGAGUAUACUUUUGAAAAAUGAUACUUCUUCAAGAAGAUCUUUUUCUCUGCAAUAAUUCUGAAGUCGCACUUUAUAUACAGUUUUGUUAUAGGAUUGUUGAUAACAUGCAUACAUAUUUAUAAUAAAUUCGAAUUGCAUUUGCAUUGCGUCUGAAAGCAAGACCAUAAAAGGAACAAUACGAUUCGGAUUGAAUAUUUCCCUUCAUUUAGACUUAGAUCGAUACGCAAAUGUGAAUAUUUCGUAUUAAACAAUCAAUUGUUAAUCUGACUGAUUCAGCUGCUGGCCAAUUUACCAGUCGGGUAUACGAAAUCCUAGAUUAGGUGACUAUAUUUGAAAAGAAAUGAUAUUGAAUUUGAUACUUCUGUUAUCGUCCUUAGCUCAUUCUGGAAACCGGCGUUGCUUUUACGAAGAUUCGAAUGAGUAGGUAGAAUAUUUGCAAUUAUAUUAUAUAAUAAUAGGUAUAUUAUAUAAUGUAGUUAGGGUUUGUACCUUUUAUGUUGACACAAUAUUUUCGUCGAGUGGGCUUGAAUUGGCGCUUUCACGAUUCGAAAUUCAUCGAAUUAUGGCAUUCUUUGCAGAACUGCAUUCCAGUAAUCUUAAAAUGAUACGAUACUGAUGAUUCUGUGGCUUAGACUAUUAUGAGAAUAAAACAGCCUCGGUGAAUGCUAAACUCAAAGUCUGAUUUUAUAUGCUGACAGAAAAAAAAUGACAAAGGUAUAAGGACGAUUCAAGUUUUGUUUGUCCUUUCAGAAAAUGUUGGUAGAAAAUGUGAUGUUUAACCGAUUGAUCAGUGGUGGAGAAGGAACAUUUAAGUAUCUUACAUUUAGUUCAGUAUCCAAAUGAUUUUCGUCAGAAAAUUCUGCAUUGUGUAUUGCCUGCUUUGAAAUAUUUUUUAUACAUGAUUGCCUCGCUACUCGAUGAUCUGUCGUGUUAGGAAAGUUGAUUGUAUAUUAGAAUCUUGUUUGCAUUAUUUCGGAAAAUUCGUUCGUAUUUUUCCGCUUGAUUUUUGUCAAUUUGUUAUAAGUAUACACUUGUUUUGUAUAAGAAUUGUAAUUAUAUCUUCAAUGUUGACGUGCUGAAUAAUAGAUGGAGCUUACUUGUUUUUUUAGAUUGAUAUAACUAUAGAAAAAGCUAGAGAAAUUUUUCAUAGGUGUAAUUUAUUUUAUUAAAUUUUUAUUAGUAUUUUUAUCUGGAAAUGUCAGUUGUGAAAUUUGUGGUAUAUUGUCCUAUUUAAUUUUUUAUCAUUCAAAUGAGAAAAUGGAAAAUUAUGGAAUCCAUAUAUUAUUCAGCAAGUAUCAAAAGUCUUGUACGUACAUUCUCGAUUUGUUGUGUUAUAAAGGUAUGUUGUAUAUAAUUAGCAGUCAGAAGCGCGCAGGUUUGAUAUGAGAAAAUGCUUCAAAAGACAAGUGGCUAGAUAUAAAUUUGUAGAGUAUGCCUAAUGGGAAAAAAUUCAAGAGUGAUAUAAAAGAUAAGAUUGGCAAUCAGGGGUACGAUCUAAGAUGUUAAUGUUGAUGCGAGGCGGAAGUAUUAAGUGAGCUCUAUAAUCUAGAUGUUAUGUAUGCGGAGAAAAUAGUUUAUGUAAAUGAUGUGAAUCGGCUUGAGAUGUAACAUAUUUCUAAUAUUUGAUCUAUUUAAAGCAUAAAGUUGAUGUAUGUCUAAGGGUACCUGUAAGGGAUAAUAAUAACAAUCUGUAUUGUAUAUUAUUAAUCUUGCAAUUAUUGUCAUUUCUGAUAUACAUAUAUAAUAAUAAAAUAUAUUGAGAAUCAAA